AUGGAGGAGAGUACGAUAUCAGUGUGGGUCUGCCGGGAAGAGAAGCUCGUCCUCGGCUUGUCGAAGCGCACGACCUGCGCCGACGUGGUCCAGGUGCUGGUGGAGGAGCAGGACCCCCCGAGCGGCCUCUCCGCGUCCUGCUGCAUCGUGGAGAAGUGGAGGGGCUUCGAGAGGAUCCUACCCAACAAAACCAAGAUGCUGCGGCUGUGGGUCGCCUGGGGAGACGAGCAGAAGAACGUGAAGUUCGUGCUGGUGAAGAGCGAAGUGUCCCUGGCGAGCCACGGAGCCCGGAGCGCGGAGGCUCGGGUGGUGCGGAGCCACCAGGGCCCGGGGGGCACCGGAGGAUCCGCCAGGUCCCCGGUGGGAAGCAUCUCCCCGGAGAAACAGCGGCGGGUCGUCAGGAAAGCCUUCAGGAAGCUGGAGAAGAUGAAGAAGAAGAGACCGAGGGCGGCGCGCAGGGACGCGUCCUCCGCGGAGAAGAUGGAGACUCUGGUUCAUCUGGUGGUGUCCCAGGACCACACGGUCCGGCAGCAGGUCCAGAGACUCACGGAGCUGGACGCGGAGAUCGAGACGUGCGAGGCCAAGGUGCAUGUGGACAGAAUCAAGAGACACGGAGUCAACUAUGUUCAGGACACGUAUCUGGUGGAGGCAGCCUCCAGCCGCGAGGAGGACAAACUGUGUCCACCCGGGACUCUGGUGAAGCUGGAGGAGUACGUGGUGCGCUGUGAGGAGGUGCUGAGGCUGCACCAGGAGCUGGAGGAGCAGGAGGCUCAGGUGGACAUCAUUACGGCGCAGAUCCAAGAGGAGCUGAACCACCGCUGGAUGCAGAGGAGGAGAGAGGAGCAGCGGCCCGCCGGGGGACCACAGAGCGCCCCCUGCCGCACGGACACAGACACUACAGCAGAGGACGAGCUGCUUCUGGAAGGAGAGAGGAUCAGAACGCAGCUAGAUGCGAGCUGGUACAUCGGUCUGCGCCUCAACACUGACUUAGAGGCUCUUAGGAGCGAUUUAGAGCUGAGCCAGGAGAUUUGUGAUGCGAGGGAGAAGGAGAUGAGGGAUUUGCUGGAGAAAGUGAACACUUUGGACAUGGACGAAGGGACAGGGGUGAUGAUGAUGAUGAGCACUUUGGAGAGGAAGAGUGAGUGGGUGGAGCAGGCCAGGGGUCUGUCCAAAGCUCUCAGCGUGAACGACGACGACUCAGACACUGGAUUAAGUUCCCUGCACAGUCAGGACUCAGACUGCCAGACUGUGUGGGAGUCACUGGUUUAA
Limanda limanda (common dab) is the source of this 1269-nucleotide messenger RNA. It is a transcript of the gene rassf10b, whose product is annotated as Ras association domain family member 10b. The record is from RefSeq and is a predicted model, not a curated record. Gene Ontology annotation, biological process: signal transduction. The transcript has a single exon. NCBI's taxonomy places the organism in Eukaryota, Metazoa, Chordata, Actinopteri, Pleuronectiformes, Pleuronectidae. The coding region runs from base 1 to 1269 and encodes 422 amino acids.